AUGGAACUUUCAUAUGCGUACACUAUUGACUAUUCACAAAUCAGGCCAAUCACAGAAAAAUUAAUUCAAAUAAACCAAAAUAAUAUUCAGCUUAGUAGUGAAUCAAUUCAAGAUUUUAUUGAUGUUCUAACGGUAAAUUAUGAAGAUUGUCCCGCUUAUUGGAAUCGUACAAUGAAAUUUCUACCCAUAUGUUCUACUGUUCAAGGUUUCACAAU
Molecule: messenger RNA, 215 nt
Organism: Schistosoma guineensis
Lineage: Eukaryota; Metazoa; Platyhelminthes; Trematoda; Strigeidida; Schistosomatidae
Source: the annotation of a GenBank genome assembly